AGGAGGACUUGUUUGAUGAGGAGCCACCUUACGCGUGUGACCCCCACCACAAUGGCAUUGACAAAUUCAUUGUUUGCCAAGAGGAGCUGAUGGGCCUUUUUGCCAUCUGUCCGGCCUGUUGUGAGAGGUCAGAUAGUAGCAUCGUGCAGCAGGAAGGAACUUUUGUUAAGAUCAAGCAGGUCUGUGCAUCAUGUGGCUACCACCGUUUCUGGCAAAACCAACCAAUGCUCCACAGGAACAUGCCGACCUGCAACCUCCUGUUAAGUGGGGCCAUUCAUUUCACUGGAUGUUUGGCCACCCAGACAUUAAGAAUGUUGACUCUGUUUGGCCUGCAGUGCAUCAGUGCGAGCAGUUUCUUUCGCCAUCAGCGCCGCUACACUAUCCCUGUAAUCGUUCAGGCCUGGCAAAAUGAUCAAGCAAAGAAUUUUAGUGACCUACGGGCAAUGGAUGGUGGGCUAGUUCUUGCUGGUGACUGCAGGUCAGAUUCUCCUGGGCACUGCGCGAAGUAUGGAUCCUACUCUCUGAUAGAGGACAGAGUGAACAAGGUGGUGGAUGUUCAGCUUGUUCAGAGCUCAGAGGUCCCCAACAGCUCAUGGUGUGAGCUUGAAGGGCUCAAGCGCAGUGUUGACCUGCUGAGGGGAAAGGACCUGCAUUUGGCAACGCUGAUCACGGACCGUCAUCGCCAGGUAUUUACAAUAAAAAUGCAGUAUAGAAUGUAAAUAUCUGAAUUGCAUUGAAGCUGGAUGUUUGUGGUUUGCUGAUGCACUGAGGGCCACACAGGUCAAUCAUCCACAAA
Molecule: messenger RNA, 796 nt
Organism: Carassius gibelio (silver crucian carp)
Lineage: Eukaryota; Metazoa; Chordata; Actinopteri; Cypriniformes; Cyprinidae
Exons: 5
Coding region: 90-719 (209 amino acids)
Source: RefSeq, a predicted model, not a curated record